Messenger RNA from Cyprinodon variegatus (sheepshead minnow), 3170 nucleotides. It is a transcript of the gene map3k14a, whose product is annotated as mitogen-activated protein kinase kinase kinase 14-like. Gene Ontology annotation, molecular function: ATP binding; protein kinase activity. The record is from RefSeq and is a predicted model, not a curated record. The coding region runs from base 409 to 3030 and encodes 873 amino acids. Lineage: Eukaryota; Metazoa; Chordata; Actinopteri; Cyprinodontiformes; Cyprinodontidae. The transcript has 16 exons. Gene Ontology annotation, biological process: protein phosphorylation; positive regulation of canonical NF-kappaB signal transduction.
UUCCCAUAAGUCAUGUCAGCCAGCUCCUCCCCUCUUUGGCAGUCUGCCAGCAUCAAACAAAGUUAAGAGCCAAGCUGCAGAGGCUAAGCUGCGAGGCAAUGUUGAAGACCAUGGAGGAUAAGGAAGGCAAACAAAGCACUUAGUUAAAGUCGCUGAGGUUAUUCAGAGCAGACCCCGAGAGAGGUAGCAGUCAGGACUAGUUUCUGUCGAUACGUGCUUUCAGCACUGGGCCUUCUGCACACAGAGUUGUUUUUGUGGUGGUUUAUAGCCGUUUUUGUUUUUCAAUUUCCUUUCUGUGAAAUCGGGGUGUGGUGGUGCAGCGAUGUUAUACGGAAGUAACAUUUGAACCGCAUUGUUCUAAAAGAUCCUUCAGUGCAUGAAGUCGGCAGGAAAGAUCUAUCAGAUGAAAUGGCGGUGAGGCAGAGGCCUUUCAAUUCAACCGCUCCAUUCUCCGGUUCCCCCAAAGGCGAGCUGAAGGGGUCCUAUCCGCCCAGCUCCAGCAAGGAGCAGGAGGCGGAAGAAGAGGAAGAUGAGGGGAAGGAAAGCAAAGUGGGUUACAUGCAGGAGGAAGGAUGGAUUAAGAAAAACCCUUAUUUCAAUAAACUCCUGACACGUGGAACGGCAGAGCAAGUGGGAGAAAUGCCCAUUAAGAGCUCAACUAUCAUCGCCCAGGCUGAAUGUGAAACCCAGGAUUCCCAGGAAUUCAGCCCCUCUUGUUCUAAAAGAUUUGUCGCCUUCCCGAAUUGUUUCACCAGCCCUUCUUCAGACCACAACCAUGUGGCAUGCCCCAUUUCAGCCUCCAUCCAGGAGGCACAUAACCCGCUGGAGAAGAAGAGCCAGAGGAGGACAAAGAGCAAAGGGAAGAGAAAAAAGCCAGGGAAGGGAAAGGAGAAACAGCGGCGGCGACAUCGAAUUCCCUCAGGCGUCCCUGAACAAGAGAGCGGCCUUAUCCAGGAGGAAUUCUCUGUCAGUGAAUUAAGCGACUUCAGUUCAUCCCGCUGUAGCAGCGUUGAAAGCUUGGUGGAGCAGGAGUACGGCCACCCUCUCACGGACAGACAGAACUACCCCACCGGCUCAAGUUGCUCUCCUCUGAACUGGGCCCCGGUCUUUGCCUACCGCCCCAGCUUCCAGCCAUGCGAGCAGCACAUCAGCUCCGAUUCCCUCAGCAGUCUGGGAGAUUGCUCCCUGGCCCUUGCAGGACUAAGAGGCGUCGUCAGCCAGGCUGAUCCUUGUUACGUGUGGCCAUUUUUCAGUGAGGUGGAAAACGAGGCUAGAGAGAACGAGGAAGAGCUUUCAACAGCUGAUUUAAAAUGCAACGAAGGAAUUAUCUUUUACAAUGAAAAAAUUCAACCCGUGGACUCUGAAUAUAAAGAAGGGAGUGAAUACACCCUGUCCCGUUUUAUCAAGGACGGCUCCUUUGGCGAGGUUCACAGCGCUCAGGAUGUCAAUACGGGAUUCAGAUUUGCAGCCAAAAAGAUUGCCCUGAAGAGAUUCAGGAGUGAGGAGGUGGGUACGUGGAGUACCGUCAGAUCUCCUUAUAUCACUGAGCUCUUUGGAGUGAUCAGAGAGGGACCAAACGUUGUCCUUUUAAUGGAAGAAAAAUCAGGCUCCCUGGGCCAGCUGAUAAUGGAGCGAGGCAGACUGCCAGAGGAUUUGAGUCUUCACUACCACUCUCAGGUUUUGGCCGCCCUGGAAUACCUCAAAAAGAAGAAAGUAGCACAUUUAGAUAUUAAAGCUGACAACGUGUUGCUGUCAGAAGAUGGGAAAGACGCCUUCCUGUGUGACUUUGGACAUGCAGAGAAGCUUGACCACCAGGGCCUGGGCCUCAGCGGUUCCAGAGAUCUGAAGGGCACAGAGACUCAUAUGGCCCCUGAGAUUGUAAAAGGAGAACCACGUGGAGCCAAAGCAGAUGUGUGGAGCAGCUGCUGCAUGUUGCUCCACAUGCUGAACGGGUGUCAGCCGUGGACCAGAUACUACACCUGUAGACUCUACCUGAAGAUUGCAAAUGAGCCUCCGCCAGUCAGAGAGAUCCCGCAGGACUGCAGCCCUCUCACAGCUGAAGUUUUGAAGGCUGGACUCCAGAAGGAUCCAGUCAAGAGAUUAUCUGCAUCUCAGCUCAGGGAAAAAACCAACAGAGCUCUGAAAGAAGUUGGAGGAUUAACCAGCGCAGUCCGAGGACCCUACACAGAUCCUCUGUAUGUUCCUAACAAACCGCCUGACAACCCGCAGCCCAUUAUGAGCUUAAGUGACUUUGAAGACCUACAGGAACACAAGAUGUCUGUCGACAGAGAAAUGACAGGAACAAAAAACAAAGUCGUGGAGAAGGACAUGGAGAUCAGCCCCAAUGAGCCAAAGAGGGAGUCAUGGAACGCCCCUCAAAUGCUGAUACCUGAGCCAAACUUCAAGAGGAACAAGAUCCCCGCUGUGCCUGAGCCUGAGCUGGAGCUGCGCAAACUGGAGCGAGACUUCUACCUGAGCAGUCUGUCUCAGCUUCCCUCUGCUGAGAUGCAGGAGCAGCUCCUGUCUUGUAUUAAUAGUGACCAUUACAGCAACUGGGAACUAUGGGAUAAAAAGGAUUCUGGUCGCUGGUCUCUGAGCCCUGGAGAUGAUUACAGCUCCGGCUUCUUCUCCUAUAACAGCCAACCAGAUGUUCAGGUCUUCAGUUUGGAUUUGCUUGGUCAAACACCACCCUGCUGUUUUGAAGGAGUUGAUGUCAGCAUCAGAGACUUCAGCGGGAGAAGAAUUCAGAUCAGAGAAAAACGUCGGGUGAAAGUUGGACAUAUUGCCACAGGCAUCAGUGAUCAGAUUUCAGAGCGGGUGUUCACUCUGGAGACUCAGAGCGGACAGCAGGUCGGUCACGAUGAGGAGGUGCUGGAAUGUGGUCUGGAGCUCCGCUGUGUUCCUGCUCCUGACUUCAGCUCCGCAUGGAGGUGGAGGAUCAAGGAUGGAGUGCUGGAGGCGCAGAAAAAGACUCGCCAUCCCCACCUACCAUUGGCUGAAAUACCACUGAUGCACUCAGUUCUGAAGUGACUUUAAAUUCACCCGCCAUUUCUGUUUUAAACUCUGCUUUUAAACUGAUAACUUUGACACGUCUUAAUAGCUGAAUGAUUAUGUUUAACCUUGUGUCGUGGUGUUUACAUUUCAUUUUGAUGCAAUAAACAUGGUCAAGC